This is a messenger RNA of Lottia gigantea (owl limpet), 252 nucleotides long. RefSeq lists its product as hypothetical. The annotation marks the transcript as partial. NCBI's taxonomy places the organism in Eukaryota, Metazoa, Mollusca, Gastropoda, Lottiidae. The transcript has a single exon. The record is from RefSeq and is a predicted model, not a curated record.
UCUCUGACGCCCAGACUAUACCUGUCUCUGAUGCCCAGACUGUACCUGUCUCUGACGCCAAGACUAUACCUGUCUCUGACGCCCAAACUAUACCUGUCUCUGACGCCCAAACUAUACCUGUCUCUGACACCCAGAUUAUACCUGUCUCUGACACCCAGACUGUACCUGUCUCUGAUGCCCAGACUAUACCUGUCUCUGACACCCAGACUAUACCUGUCUCUGACGCCUAGACUAUACCUGUCUCUGACGCCU